AAUGAUUUACCGACAUGGCUUCGAGAUCUCUUUGAAAGAGUCUUUUCACCCGGAGGUAUUCCAAAUAAGAAAAAACUGGCAUCAGAAGAAGCAAUAGAUAGUUUACAAGAGGUUGAUUACUAUAAAAUUAGAACGGAUAGGUGUCCAAUUUGCUUUGACGACUAUGAGAAGAACCUCGAAAAGAAAAGCGAAGAAAAAGAGUCAGUACCACUAACUGCCGAAGAUACCAGAAGUGAUAAAUAUAAAAAAUCGAUUGAAUUAAAUGGCCAACUUUCCGAUAAUUUACGUUCUCAUUCAGUGAAUAAUAUCCAGUCGCUCGAAACAAGUAGCCAAUUCAAGGAUCCUUCAUUAUUUUUCCCAGCAGAUUCAUCAGGAUCAAUUCCCUUCAGAUUUCCAAGUUCAAAUUUAUCAACUUUAGAGCCACUUAGUGAAGAUCAAAUGAACUUGGUUUUUGAAGAUGAACAGAAAAAAAGUAAUCCAGCGAAGGAAAAGGAUGAAAGCUCUCAUGUUGCAGUCAAGAUGCCAAAUUGCAAACAUGUUUUUGGCAAAUCAUGUAUAAUAGAAUGGCUUAAAUCUAAUGUUAGUUGUCCAUUAUGUAGGAAAGAAGUUGAAGCUAAUGAAGAAAGUCCUCAAGCCAGAAGAGAAAGAAGAAUAAGACAAGAAGUUCAAUCAAACUUCAAUCCCUCGCCACCCAAUGAUGUUGCCGAUCAUUUAAUACAUCAUCUGACUGACGUAUUUAGACCAUUCAGAAGAACACCAAAUCCUUUGAUCACUCCUUUAACCGAUUCCUAUAUGCCACAGGAUUGGUCAACACCCACCUAUCCAAUUAAUAGAGUAAGAAGCGAAACUGGAGAUCCUAACUUGAUAUUACCGAGGAAAAUACCCAUCGGAGAUCUCAAUCCUUCACUUGCAUCAGCUAGAAGACCCCGAGCUCAUGUUAUCAGCAUCUCAAGACCUCGAACCAGAACCGAAAUAAACGGGGCCAAUAGUUCAAGCAGU
Molecule: messenger RNA, 999 nt
Organism: Hyphopichia burtonii NRRL Y-1933
Lineage: Eukaryota; Fungi; Ascomycota; Pichiomycetes; Serinales; Debaryomycetaceae
Exons: 1
Molecular function (GO): zinc ion binding
Source: RefSeq, a predicted model, not a curated record